This is a messenger RNA of Paramecium tetraurelia, 1185 nucleotides long. RefSeq lists its product as uncharacterized. The transcript is spliced from 2 exons. NCBI's taxonomy places the organism in Eukaryota, Ciliophora, Oligohymenophorea, Peniculida, Parameciidae. The record is from RefSeq and is a predicted model, not a curated record.
AUGAAAGGGCUUAAUUAUGAAAGCAAAUUAACUUAUACUUAUAGUAUGUCUUUCGAAUAGAUGAAAAGAACGUUAGAAAUAGAUGGUUUUGAUUGCUUUAGAUUAAAUGACGAUUUAAAGAUUAUUGAAUAUUCAAUCAAUAAUUCAAUUGCAAUUCAAUUAAGUUUACUACUGUAUCUAUAAGAAAUUAACUUGAUAAGAUUUACUAUUGCAUAACAAAUUUAAUUGUGUUAACAUAUCUACUCGAAAUACUUAUAACUUAAAUAAUAAAAUAUUUAACAUAAUUAUUUAAGUUCUGAAAGAAUUUGGUUAAAAAUUCUAAAUAAUCACUAAAUUACAAUAUUACCAAAAAAUCUCUAAUAUUCCAUACAUUUUGUAGGUUUCGAUUGUCCUUUUUAUGAAAAAGAUAAUUAAUAAAACUCUAAAACAGAUGAUGAAUUAACCAUAAAAACUAUCAUAAUAGAUAUCUUGGUCUAACUGAAGAACAAAAAACUCAAAAAAAAUAAAUCUGAUGAUAAACACAUAAAGCUUAAAUAAAUUUUUGAAUUAUUGUUAAAUAAAGGAAUAUAUAUAUCAUUUGAGAACUUCUUAUGUAAUGUUGAUGACAUUUUUUCUACUUUUAGGAAUACAAAUUAACGAUUAAGUGACAUAGUUGAUAAAGAAUUAACUAAAUUUAAUUCGAAAAGGGCAUGGAGGGUCGAGAAUGUUGUUGAGAAUCUCAAGUAAAUCAUCCAAACUCAUUAUAAAAAAGGAUAAUGUUAUCAAUUUUAGUAGAUUUUAUAUUAUACAUUCCCAAAAAUUGCUAAAGAAUUAAAAACUGCAAAAUUUUAUGAAAAUUAAGAAGCAGUAAAAAAUAUCAAUAUAUAUGAUAUCGAUCAACAAUUAACAAUUCAUGAUAAUUACUUUGAUGAAUUAAUAAAUAAAAAUAUAGAAUCAAUAAUGAAAGAUUUUAAGUUCGAAAUUGAUAUGUAAGAUAUUAAAGAAACUAUAAAAUCUGAGUUACGUAAUGAAUUCAAGAUAUUAAAUUAUUUUCUUAAUUAGGUGAAGUAUCAAAAUAAAGAUUUUAAUUAGAUUUUAGCGUAUUUUAAUAAUUUGAAAAAUGAUAUAAUAGUAAAAGUAGUCAGAAAAAUAUUAAUUGAUGAAUUAAGAUUGUAGAUAUUAAAAUUAAUUGAUGAAUUGAUAUGA